CCAGAGAGACUAAUUUGUCUGAAGCAUCAUGUGUUGAAAGAACAGAAGGCUACUACCUUUGCACUCGCUAGAAACAGAGUGAUGAUGUUUUCAAUUCCUUGAGUUCCAGGAACCCAGGAGAGUGAACUGAAACUCUGAAAAUGCGGCCAUGGACUGGUUCCUGGCGUUGGAUUAUGCUCAUUCUUUUUGCCUGGGGGACCUUGCUAUUUUAUAUAGGUGGUCACUUGGUACGAGAUAAUGACCACCCUGAUCAUUCUAGCCGAGAGCUGUCCAAGAUUUUGGCAAAGCUUGAACGCUUAAAACAGCAGAAUGAAGACUUGAGACGAAUGGCUGAAUCUCUCCGAAUACCAGAAGGCCCCAUUGAUCAGGGGCCAGCUUCAGGAAGGGUUCGUGCUUUAGAAGAGCAGCUUGUGAAGGCCAAAGAACAGAUUGAAAAUUAUAAGAAACAAACUAGAAAUGGUCUUGGGAAGGAUCAUGAAAUCCUAAGGAGGAGGAUUGAAAAUGGAGCUAAAGAGCUCUGGUUUUUUCUACAAAGUGAGUUGAAGAAAUUAAAGAAUUUUGAAGGAAAUGAACUCCAAAGACAUGCAGAUGAAUUUCUGUCAGAUUUGGGACAUCAUGAAAGGUCUAUAAUGACGGAUUUAUACUACCUCAGUCAAACAGAUGGAGCAGGUGAUUGGCGGGAAAAAGAGGCCAAAGACCUGACAGAGCUGGUCCAGCGGAGAAUAACGUAUCUUCAGAAUCCCAAGGACUGCAGCAAAGCCAAGAAACUAGUGUGUAAUAUCAACAAAGGCUGUGGCUAUGGCUGUCAGCUCCAUCAUGUGGUCUACUGCUUCAUGAUUGCAUAUGGCACCCAGCGAACACUCAUCUUGGAAUCUCACAAUUGGCGCUAUGCUACUGGUGGAUGGGAAACUGUGUUUAGACCUGUAAGUGAGACCUGCACAGACAGAUCUGGCAUCUCCACUGGACACUGGUCAGGUGAAGUAAAGGACAAAAAUGUUCAGGUGGUUGAGCUCCCCAUUGUAGACAGUCUUCAUCCUCGUCCUCCAUAUUUACCCCUGGCUGUACCAGAAGACCUUGCAGAUCGACUUGUACGAGUCCAUGGUGAUCCUGCAGUGUGGUGGGUGUCCCAGUUUGUCAAAUACUUGAUCCGCCCACAACCUUGGCUGGAAAAAGAAAUAGAAGAGGCCACCAAGAAGCUAGGCUUCAAACAUCCAGUUAUUGGAGUCCAUGUCAGACGCACAGACAAAGUGGGAACAGAAGCAGCCUUCCACCCCAUUGAGGAAUACAUGGUACAUGUUGAAGAACAUUUUCAGCUUCUUUCUCGCAGAAUGCAAGUGGAUAAAAAAAGAGUAUAUUUGGCCACAGAUGACCCUUCUUUAUUAAAGGAGGCAAAAACAAAGUAUCCCAGUUAUGAAUUUAUUAGUGAUAACUCUAUCUCUUGGUCAGCUGGACUACAUAAUCGAUACACAGAAAAUUCACUUCGAGGUGUGAUCCUGGAUAUACACUUUCUCUCCCAGGCAGACUUCCUAGUGUGUACUUUUUCAUCCCAGGUCUGCCGAGUUGCUUAUGAAAUCAUGCAAACACUGCAUCCCGAUGCCUCUGCAAACUUCCAUUCUUUGGAUGACAUCUACUAUUUUGGAGGUCAAAAUGCCCACAACCAGAUUGCCAUUUAUCCUCACCAACCUCGAACUGCAGAUGAAAUCCCCAUGGAACCUGGAGAUAUCAUUGGUGUGGCUGGAAAUCAUUGGGAUGGCUAUUCUAAAGGUGUCAACAGAAAACUGGGAAGGACGGGCCUAUAUCCCUCCUACAAAGUUCGAGAGAAGAUAGAAACAGUCAAGUACCCCACAUAUCCUGAGGCUGAGAAAUAAAGCUUAGAUGGAUGAGAACGACAACCAAACUCAGUUCAAACCAUUUGAGCCAAACAGUAGAUGACGAAGGCCCCAACCUAACAACUCAUGGUUAAAUGAGUCAACACCCUCAUCGCCAGGAGCAGCUGGGAUCUGACAGAUGCUUCAUUGGUGGAAUUCCUCUUUAACAAGGGCUACCGUGCCCUCAAAACCAUGCACAGUCCGAUAAUGUACUCACGUAUAACAUACAAACAGGUUGUUUUCUACUUCACCCGUUCUUUCAAGAUUAUGUCCCCAUGAAACAAACACUGCCACAUUGUGUAAUUUAAGUGACACAGACAUUUUGUGUGAGACUUCAAACAUGGUGCCUAUAUCUGAGAGACCUAUGUGACCUAAUGAGAUGACUCAAAUAGCUCCCUCCUGUGGGGAGCUUGAUUCUUAGCCAGUGGUGGUAUUGUAACCACUGAAUUCACUCCAAUCAACAGAUUCAGAAUGAGAAUGGAUGUUUUUGUCUGGAAUUUUUUUUUUGAGUAAUUGUACCAGUUCAUCCACCUCAUCAUUAAUAAGUGAAGGAUACAACAGAAAAUAAAAUAUUCAUACUCCAUUAGGAACUUUUGUAAAACAAUACCAUGAACAGAUUCUUUAGUACUCAAUGUUUCCGGACAUUCUCUUUGAUAACAAAAAAUAAAUUUUAAAAAG
Lipotes vexillifer (Yangtze River dolphin) is the source of this 2546-nucleotide messenger RNA. It is a transcript of the gene FUT8, whose product is annotated as fucosyltransferase 8. Gene Ontology annotation, molecular function: glycoprotein 6-alpha-L-fucosyltransferase activity; protein binding. The record is from RefSeq and is a predicted model, not a curated record. The transcript has 9 exons. Gene Ontology annotation, biological process: protein N-linked glycosylation. Gene Ontology annotation, cellular component: Golgi cisterna membrane. The coding region runs from base 141 to 1868 and encodes 575 amino acids. NCBI's taxonomy places the organism in Eukaryota, Metazoa, Chordata, Mammalia, Artiodactyla, Lipotidae.